UCUGCUCGGAGCUUCACCUCGGAAACUUCAAAGCUCUGGGCGGCCAGCCAAAAUCUGAAUUGACGUUCAAAUUGGAAUUUUCAUUCCCCCAUUCUCACACUCCCAAGUCCCAUAAGGUUAAAGCCCUCGAAAUUCAAAUCCCAAUUUUGUCAACUCUUUACUCAUCUGUUUCUUCCACAACUGUGAACAUUUGCACGAAUUUGUAUUUUAAAAAAAUCCCAAGAAUCGAAUCCUCAGAACAAUCGUACUGUUCACGAUGAGUUUCUCCAUGAUGGGUUCUUCGGGAUGUGAAAUUUUGAUCCGAAAUUCUCACCAGAAGACUGUGAAGUUACAGUUGUUCCAUGAAAAAGAGAAGCAGAUGGUGUUCAAGUUCUCCAAAUCUGGCUGUAACCCUGCGAGAGCUCUACUUAGUAAGCAUGAAGCGACUGAGUUUGAAGAGAGGACAAGUCCCAUCGAGGUCAGAACGGAGAUAUCAAAAUGCUAUGAAUUAAUAAACAGAUUAGGGAAAGGAGUUGUUUAUCUUGGAUCUUCAAGAAUGGGGCCUGAUCAUGCUCAUUACAAGCAAGCUUUCGAAUUGAGUAGAGAGAUUUCAGAACUUUUGGAUUGCACUACUUGGUCAGGUGUCGGUCCGGGUCUUAUGGAUGCAGUUACAAAAGGUGCUUUACAGGCAGGAAACCCCGUAGGCGGAUUCAAAAUCGGUAGAGAAUCUGGUGAAUGGACAUCCUCAAAGUUUCAUCCAUACCUACCUACAGAAACUUAUUUUACUUGCAGGUUCUUCUCUGCAAGAAAGCACGGGCUUGUUGAUGCUGCAGUUAGAAGCUGUAGUUCUGAUAGGACUGCUUUUGUUACUCUUCCGGGCGGCAUUGGUACUUUCGAUGAGGUGUUUGAGAUUCUAGCUUUGAUUCAGCUUAGAAGAAUAGGGUCAAAACUUCCAGUUCCGUUCCUAUUGAUGAAUUACGACUCUUUCUACUCAAAGUUACUCGAAUUUUUUAACGAUUGUGAAAACUGGGGUACCUUGGCAAAGGGAGAGGUCGAUUCUCUUUGGAAGGUCUGUGACAAUAACGCGGAUGCUGUGGCGUACUUGUCUAGUUUUUACAGUUUGUGUGAUCAAGAUAGAGUGAAGAAUGAAGUUGGAUUGGAAAGCACACAUUGAACUUAAAGAGGAGUUGAUUGAAAUAAUUUGUGAGUGUAAAUUAGAGUAUGGCUUUCUUCUCUCUACCCUUGUAUUAUUCUACAAUAGCAAUAUACCAUUGAUAGUUUGGAGGGAUCGUAGGAUAUGGGAAUCCCUUGUUAAUUAGAAAAGAAUUGUGCUUUGUAUCAUUGUUCUGUGUUGAAUCGUAUGCAUGUAUAUGCAUUCAAUCGUUAGUCCUUACAGUUAA
This is a messenger RNA of Cucumis sativus (cucumber), 1379 nucleotides long. RefSeq lists its product as uncharacterized. The record is from RefSeq and is a predicted model, not a curated record. Lineage: Eukaryota; Viridiplantae; Streptophyta; Magnoliopsida; Cucurbitales; Cucurbitaceae. Bases 257 to 1153 code for a protein of 298 amino acids. The transcript has 4 exons.